Nothoprocta perdicaria is the source of this 2644-nucleotide messenger RNA. RefSeq names its product lanosterol synthase (gene LSS). Lineage: Eukaryota; Metazoa; Chordata; Aves; Tinamiformes; Tinamidae. Gene Ontology annotation, molecular function: lanosterol synthase activity. The transcript has 20 exons. Bases 1 to 2013 code for a protein of 670 amino acids. Gene Ontology annotation, cellular component: lipid droplet. Gene Ontology annotation, biological process: cholesterol biosynthetic process; triterpenoid biosynthetic process. The record is from RefSeq and is a predicted model, not a curated record.
AUGCGGUUUUAUGCCAGCCUUCAGGCUGAGGAUGGUCAUUGGGCUGGUGAUUAUGGCGGGCCGCUCUUCCUGCUCCCAGGUCUCCUCAUCACUUGCCACACUGCAAAGAUCCAGCUGCCGGAAGGGUUUCGGGAAGAGAUGGUGCGCUACCUGCGCUCUGUACAGCUCCCAGAUGGCGGCUGGGGCUUGCACGUGGAAGACAAAUCGACAGUGUUUGGCACAGCACUGAACUACACUGCCCUGAGGAUCCUGGGGGUCGGUCCGGAUGACCCAGAUGUUGUGCGGGCCCGUGUCAACCUGCAUAGCAAAGGAGGUGCUGUGGGCAUCCCUUCAUGGGGGAAGUUUUGGCUGGCUAUCUUGAAUGUUUACAGCUGGGAUGGGAUGAACACUCUUCUCCCAGAGAUGUGGCUGCUCCCUACGUGGUUCCCAGCCCAUCCGUCCCGGCUGUGGUGUCACUGCCGCCAGGUUUACCUGCCCAUGAGCUACUGUUACGCCAAGCGUCUGUCAGCAGAAGAGGAUGAGCUUGUACAGAGCCUGCGGCAGGAGCUGUACGUGCAGGACUAUGCCAGCAUAGACUGGCCAGCCCAGCGGAACAACGUGGCUGCCUGUGAUGUGUACACGCCGCACAGCUGGCUCCUGGGGGUGGCAUAUGCCAUCAUGAACAUGUAUGAAGCCAUCCACAGCACCUCCCUGCGGCAGCAAGCUGUGGCAGAGCUGUAUGACCACAUCAAAGCUGACGACAGAUUCACCAAGUGCAUCAGCAUUGGCCCGAUUUCCAAGACCAUCAAUAUGCUGGUCCGCUGGUUUGUGGAUGGGGAAGACUCCCCAGCUUUUCAGGAACACGUCUCCAGGAUUCCAGACUAUCUCUGGCUGGGCCUCGAUGGCAUGAAGAUGCAGGGGACAAAUGGAUCCCAGCUCUGGGAUACUGCCUUUGCUGUCCAAGCCUUUCUGGAGGCAGAAGGCCAGAGCAUCCCUGAAUUCAAGUCCUGCCUCCAAAACGCCCAUGAGUUCCUCAAGUUCAGCCAGAUCCCGGAGAAUCCACCUGACUAUCAGAAAUAUUAUCGCCAUAUGAACAAGGGUGGCUUCCCCUUCAGCACCCGGGACUGUGGCUGGAUUGUAGCUGACUGCACGGCAGAGGGGCUGAAGUCAGUGAUGCUGCUGCAGGAGAAGUGCCCCUUCAUAACUGAGCGUGUCCCCUCUGAGCGCCUCUUUGAUGCUGUGAAUGUGUUGCUGAGCAUGAGAAACUCUGAUGGAGGCUUUGCCACAUACGAAACAAAGCGAGGAGGUCGCCUGCUGGAGCUGCUGAACCCCUCGGAGGUGUUUGGUGAUAUCAUGAUUGACUACACCUAUGUGGAGUGCACGUCAGCUGUCAUGCAGGCACUGAAACACUUCCACGAGGUGUUCCCUGACCACAGAGCCCCAGAGAUCAGAGAAACACUGCAAAAGGGUCUGGACUUCUGUCGGAGGACGCAGCGAGCUGAUGGGUCGUGGGAAGGGAGCUGGGGCGUUUGUUUCACCUAUGGCACCUGGUUUGGCCUGGAGGCGUUUGCCAGCAUGCAGCACACGUAUCGUGAUGGGACUGUGUGCAGAGAGGUGUCCCAGGCGUGCCAGUUCCUGCUCUCUAAGCAGAUGGCAGAUGGUGGUUGGGGAGAAGACUUUGAGUCGUGCGAGCAGCGCGUGUACGUGCAGAGUGCCACAUCGCAGAUCCACAAUACAUGCUGGGCCCUGCUGGGACUCAUGGCUGUCAGGUACCCUGAUAUCAGCGUGUUGGAAAGGGGUAUCAAAGCAUUGAUUGAUAAACAGCUGCCUAACGGGGACUGGCCUCAGGAGAACAUCGCUGGAGUGUUCAACAAGUCGUGCGCCAUCAGCUACACCUCCUAUUGCAACGUCUUCCCCAUCUGGACACUGGGGCGUUUCUCCCGGCUGUAUCCUGACAGCCCUCUGGCUGGGCAGCUGCUGUCAGGAUCCUCCUCUGGGGCAGGAAGAACCUUAGAGAAGACCUUGUCUGCCUGAGCCUGGGUCGCUUCAGACGCUGGCUUCCAAUUUCUUUGUUAUUGUACACCAUGUAGCAGCACGAGGCUCUUUCCUACUGCAGUUCUUGCUGCAGCACUGGGCCACUGCCUCUUCCACAGAGGAGAGUGUCACCAUGGUGCCGCUGGGUUUUCCUUCACUUUCUGUUGAACCUUUUUCUACGAAUCAGCUUUUAGAAAGACUCUUGCUGGGUAUAUCCUCCCGUACAGGACACAGGGCCCAAAAAGACAUAGGGAUCAAAUUCAUGAUCUGAGAAGGCAAAGUUGCCCAGCACUAUUGUGUUAAAUAUCUAGGCAGACUUGAUCUCUCAUCCUGAGUAAGGCAAAGCUGUCUUUGUCUUUCCCUUGUGCUGUCCUGGCUCUCUCAGGUUGGCUGUUUGCUGCAAGGGUGUGUGUGUUUUGGCCUUUCCCUGUGCCAGCAUUGCAAUGGGGUGCACUGUGUGCCCUGCUGAACCAGCCUCUGUUGAGUGGGUGCCCAAACCUGCCUUUGAAGUGCUGUCUGCUCUGACACCAUCACUGGGAAGGCAGGCAGGCAUCAAUGGGACAUUAAAAACAAGAUGGAAAGCACUGAAGGAGGAGGCUCAUGGCUCAGAUCUUGGGCUUCAGCCUUCCCC